This is a messenger RNA of Caenorhabditis sp. 36 PRJEB53466, 480 nucleotides long. NCBI's taxonomy places the organism in Eukaryota, Metazoa, Nematoda, Chromadorea, Rhabditida, Rhabditidae. The record is from the annotation of a GenBank genome assembly.
AUGGAGGUGGUCAGUGAUUGGUGAGUUUGACCUAUUUCGUUAUCUUCAUACAAAUAACAUUUUCAGUUCUGAUGAAGACAUGAAAAUUGAAGAAUUCGAACUUCCUGAUUUCACAUCUCCAUGUGCGCAAUUCGCCUGUUUCCAGUUCGCUGACGAUUCGGGGAUCGUCACGAAAUCCGCAGAAGUACCAAGCAGCGAUUCAAGCGAUGAAGAUUAUCAACAUUUAAAUAUUGAGUAGGAUCAACAUAUAAAGAUUUUGUUUUAAAUUCGCGAUCUUUUCAGAAAACGACGAAAAAUGAUCUAUGCCAGCCGAAACGAGAAGAUAAAGGGAAACAUUGGGAAAAAACGAUACAGAUGGGAAGAAAAUACAAAAUCGGCUGAAACGACGAGGUUGAAAAUUUUCAUGCUCACAAUUCAAUUUUUUUUUUCAGACCGAAACGGAAUAAAACUGCUCAUCGCUCUCACAGCCCAGCAGUCUAG